This is a messenger RNA of Ostrinia furnacalis (Asian corn borer), 673 nucleotides long. RefSeq names its product cytochrome P450 4C1-like. Bases 101 to 661 code for a protein of 186 amino acids. The transcript has 4 exons. Gene Ontology annotation, molecular function: oxidoreductase activity, acting on paired donors, with incorporation or reduction of molecular oxygen; heme binding; monooxygenase activity. NCBI's taxonomy places the organism in Eukaryota, Metazoa, Arthropoda, Insecta, Lepidoptera, Crambidae. The record is from RefSeq and is a predicted model, not a curated record.
UCAAGGAGUCUACUCUGAAAAGACCACAGUUGAUGAAAUCAAUGGAAUUAUUUUUGGCGGUUACAGCACCCUAGUGAAUUCUUUGACUUUUAUAUUAGUCAUGAUUGGAUCCAAUCCUGAAGUGCAGGAACGUGUUUAUACGGAAAUUCAAAAUGUAUUGAGCGAUUCAACACGAGAAGUAAACAUGGACGAUCUGAAUAAUUUCAUUUAUUUACAUGCUGUAAUUUUAGAAGUUUUGCGUUUAUAUCCAGUGGUUAGCAUUAUAACAAGGAAAACUAAGAAUUCUAUGGACCUUAGUAAAUACACCAUCGACCCUGGCAGCAACUGCUUAUUAUUCAUCCAUGCCAUGAACCGCCACCACUCCUGGGGAGCUGAAAGAGAAGCCUUCAAGCCUGAGAGGUGGCUGGAUGGGACCUCAAGACCACCGUAUGCUACAUUUGGCUUGGGAAGACGUUCGUGUAUUGGAAUGAAACUGGCCUUAAACUCGAUGAAAGUCAUUCUGAUCCAUCUGCUAAGGGACUACAAAGUGAUUGCUGAUAUAAAAAAGUUGGUGAUCAACCAAGAACUGCUACUCACACCAGUGUCAGGGCAUUAUAUCGCUUUGGAGAAGAGAUCGAAGACACUUUCAUCAUCAUUUCAGCCACAGGACGUCCACUGCUGAACAUAGGCCUCC